Molecule: messenger RNA, 930 nt
Organism: Iphiclides podalirius (scarce swallowtail)
Lineage: Eukaryota; Metazoa; Arthropoda; Insecta; Lepidoptera; Papilionidae
Source: the annotation of a GenBank genome assembly
AUGAAAAAGAAACCGGAGCAGAAAGAUAAAGAUGCUGAGCGUGCAUUCAAAUGGCGUAAUUGCGCCUUGACACAACAACCGUUGCAACAACCGAUAGUCGCUUGUGGUUUGGGUCGACUGUACACAAAGAGUUCAGUUUUGGAGUCACUUCUAGAUAAGGAAACUAAACCUGAAUGUAUAAGUCAUAUUAAGAACAUGAAGGAUAUCAAGGAUUUAAAGCUUACAAAGAAUCCCGCAUUCACGGAUGCAGAACAUACUGAUGGUGCAGUAGGUGAUGGAAGUGCACCUUACAUCUGCCCUAUUAGUGGUCUCGAGAUGACUGGAAAAUUCCGCUUUAUAUUCCUUUGGAGCUGUGGAUGUGUGCUGGCUGAACGAGCCUUGAAAGAAGUCAAACAAAACAUCUGUCAUUUAUGUCAACAACCCUUUACUGAUACUGACAUUAUUGUGCUUAACGGAAAUGAGGAGGACAAUGAACUGUUGAAAGCGAAAAUGGCUAUUCGUGUGGCAAGCAGGAAAAACAAAAAAAUAAAAGCAGGGAAACCAGAAAAAGAAGACGCAGCCAAUAUAGAAACAGUGACAUCUCAAAAUCCGAAAGAAGAAGUUAUACCUACCACCUCAGGGACAGAAAUAAAAAAGGAAAUUGUACAGGAGCCAGGUAGCAGUCAAGCAGUGAAGAAGGAAAUGGACACUAUACCAUUAUCUCUACCAAAAUACAACCCCAACAAACAGCCCAGAGGACAUUUUGGAUCAUCCAAACGUGCAUUCCCAACGGGUCUAGUUGAAGAUCCAUCAUACAAAAAGACUAAAAAGGAUUACAGUAUAGCUAAGGAUCCGCAAAGCAGUGAAGUGUAUAAGUCAAUAUUUACAUCACAUCAAAAUGAUAAGAACCAACAAAGGGCACAUUGGGUUACCUACAAUCCAUUUUACAAU